Molecule: messenger RNA, 1271 nt
Organism: Carya illinoinensis
Lineage: Eukaryota; Viridiplantae; Streptophyta; Magnoliopsida; Fagales; Juglandaceae
Product: protein RGF1 INDUCIBLE TRANSCRIPTION FACTOR 1-like
Exons: 5
Coding region: 265-906 (213 amino acids)
Molecular function (GO): zinc ion binding
Source: RefSeq, a predicted model, not a curated record
AUUUUGUUGGCACUUUAACCUAUGAUGAAGACAACAGUCUAAAAUCUUGACCUUUCGAUGAUUUCGAAUCCAAGGGUUGCAGUAUAUUCGCCUUCCCGCCGAUGGUAGUACUUGGCCACCUCUUCUCUAUCAAGUGCAAAUUACCCCAUUUUCUUGGUGGGUUCCUCUUCCUUCCAUCUGAAUUGUGGAGAAUUCUUUCCUUUUUGGGUUCGCAAUUACAGCAAAUUCGGUCUCAAAUGGUAGUUGCAGGUUUUAUCUAAAGAAAUGAAGACAGACUGGCUUAGUACCCUUUUGGAUUGCAAAUUCUUUGGUUCUUGCAUUCAUCAUAAAGAGCUUCACAAAAAUGAAGAAAACGUGUUUUGCAUCGUUUGUAGUCUGGGAUGUUGUAGACAUUGUAUGGAAGCUCAUCGCUCCCACCAGCAGCUUCAAAUCUGCAAAUAUGUCUACAAUGAUGUCGUCCGCCUUCAAGAAAUACAGAAACAUCUUGACUGCUCAAAUAUUCAGACAUAUAAAAUCAAUGGCAAAAAAGUCGUGCAUCUCAAUUCUCGUCCUCAAUCCAAAGAUACGAAAUCAUCAACUAAAUACAAGUCUGGUUGUGCUUGCGAAGGUUGUGGGAGAUUCCUACAGGACCUUCCUAGUUACUUCUGUUCCGUUGCAUGCAAGGUCUCAGCCGUUUCAGUGAAGCCCAAGGAUCAAAGCCAAGACUUGAUCCCCGCCCUAAUUCCAGAAAUUGACAUGUCUUCGAAGGAAAACUCUCAUCAAGAAACAAACACAAAUGAAAUGGAAUCAUCAAUAUCAGUGGCUGAUUCAUCUGAGGAGAUAAAAGCUGGGGUAAGUUCGGCUUUGAAGCCAAGGAAGCCAAGGCAUAAGAGGAAAGGUCUCCCUAGGAGGGCUCCUCUGUUUUGAUCCUAAACAAAAUCAAUGUUCCAUCCUUCCUUUUCAUUGCUUUCAUUUCUCAUACAAUCUCUGUCCACUUUCAUUUGUCGCUUCUACAAUUUUGGUUUUAUUAACGCUCUAAAACAGAAAUACAGCAGCUUCUAAAAUUCCAAACGUAAAAUCUCGCCCAUGUAAACCCCAAGUUGGGAUUUAGUUGGGUUAGUUGGGAGGGGAGAGCCCCACAGUGAAUAAUUUUCUUGGUCCCAAAAAAAUGGUAAAAAUGAGAGUGAUGGUUGCUGUGUUAUUGACAUGAGGCAUUUGGUUGAUAUUUGUAUUUCCUAAGGUGGACUGGACUUGCAUAUUCUUCGUCGGAAUAAAAAUGGGUAAUUCAAUAA